Messenger RNA from Betta splendens (Siamese fighting fish), 4575 nucleotides. It is a transcript of the gene scaf11, whose product is annotated as SR-related CTD-associated factor 11. The record is from RefSeq and is a predicted model, not a curated record. Gene Ontology annotation, molecular function: RNA binding. NCBI's taxonomy places the organism in Eukaryota, Metazoa, Chordata, Actinopteri, Anabantiformes, Osphronemidae. Bases 224 to 3841 code for a protein of 1205 amino acids. The transcript has 15 exons. Gene Ontology annotation, biological process: spliceosomal complex assembly.
GUUGUUCCAGUAGGGGGCUCCAGAUGGAUCAACUUUCAGCCAGACCGCGAGACAUGUGGCUGAGACUUUCUGAAAGCUACGCUCCGUUUUUAGCCAAAACAAUUCCAGGCUAGUGCGACUCGUGUGUGGUUUAUAGGAGCAGCUUGGACGCAAGGGCAGUUUACUAGCUGUAAACCAGCCGCACGUGCACUUAAAGUGGAGAACACACAGCUUGAGACUGGACAUGACUGGAGCUGGAAGUGGUGGCCAGGCACCACCUGACGGCAUGGACCCUGAGGAGGCAGAAAGGUGUCCCAUCUGUCUGUGUGUCCUGGCUGGAAGCGAGCUUGCCAUGCCCGACAGCUGCUGCCACGUCUUCUGUCUCGGAUGCCUCCUCACAUGGGCAGAGUUGCAGGUGGCGCCUUCAUGCCCAGUGGACAGAAGACCCUUCACUAAUGUUUACAGAUGGGAUGGGGAUCUAAGUUGUGUGCAGGUUCCUGUAAAGAGGCGACCAACAAAACCUGAAAGUGAGAGUUGUUGCCGUAAGAAACCUGAAAAAGUCUGUCUCAAAAAGAAGCCUGCAAAAAGAAUAAGACGCCAAAAAGCUGAGAUGACGCCAGAUACCAAAUCAAAAGGACUUGUGAGGAAAUGUAAUGAGGAGGAUCCAUCAUCACUAACCAGAAAGAAGAUGAGAGGAAUCGAGUGCUGUGUGUGGUCACCGUCUUCCUGUGUCUCAAUAACAGCCCCGACGCAGGAUGGUGUUUGGGUGACAGAGGACAUAACAUCAGAUACUGCUCUCAAAGAAUGUAAAGCCCAGAUACAAGAAUGUCCGUGGCGCUUUCUUGCUGCCCCUGCUGAUGGCAUCUUAAGGCAGCAUCGCAAUCCUACAACUUGGAACCACAGCUCAUUUUCAUUUGGACACCUUUCAUCUCCCUUCACCUCCAGCAUACUGUUCGGCCCUGACCAUUUUGUCUUUCAGGGUGUUGUCUGCGCUAUCACAUGCCCCAAAGGAGGGGAGAAGCGAGGUGGCCGAGCCUCAACCUCCAAAGUUCCUCCCAAAGAGGCCGAGUCUCUCCCAACCAGGCGAUCUGGGCGAAAUAGUAAAACCCAGGAGGAGACCCCUUUGUCUGAUGCCUCUUCGCCGCCUCAGUCGAAUUCAUCAGAUUGUGACUCGUCUGCCAAAUUGGGCAGGACUUCUAAGAUGCCAGCCAGAAGGAAAGGCAAGCAAGUAACAAACCGAAAAGCCAGUGGUAAGCGGAAAGCUACAGUGAGGAGAAAAAGCUCUCCUGAAGUUGUCAAUAGCUCGUCGGCAAGUGAGGAAGAGGGUGGCGGAGGUGAUGAUGAUGAGGAGGAAGAAAUAACAACUGCACAGAAUAUAAGCAGUGAUCAGCAACAGACUGAUGAUGAAGAGAGCCUCAAUGCAGAUCAAGACGACUUUGUUGAUGAGCAAGAUGGCGCAGACAGUCUGAAUAAUAAUGUGGCACAGGACAACGUCAGUGACACCCAGGAACAAUCUAAUGAGCAUGCAGAAGAAGACAAAACGGAUGAAAGACAUGAACUUCCUGGUCUUGCAGCUGCUAACAGUCCUGGUCCGUGGUCUGGAGGCAACCAGAGCAAAGGAGAGGAGCAAGACCCAGCCAGCCCUGUUUCUUCUAGCGGCAAGGACUCUGAACGAAACUCACCAGUACCCUCUGACUCUCAGAGUGCUCUUACAGAGAACCCAAUGUCUCCACACUGUAAUGAUCAAACUGAGCAGGAUGCUAACAUUUGCAUGGAGUUAGAGGAGGUAAAUUAUGAGUAUUCUUAUGGGGAAAUGAAGGCUAAAUUGUCUGAGAACUUGGCACAACCCAGUUCUCCCUCUGCUGGAAAGGUAGAAGAAAAUGUAGCUGACCCAGACACAAAGAGUUCUGAGGGCACCCAUGUAAAAGCACUUGGUUUACAGGAAUCUUCAGCAGGGGAAGUAACAAAGGAUAAUGAUCUAUCUAAGGACGAUAAUGAAGUUAUCCCCAUGGAUUGUAGUUCACCCACAAGCGAGCAUGGUAGGAGUCCUAUUUCGGAGCCACUAAAUGACUGUGGUGAUGCAGUUGCCACAGGACCCCCUCCCUCUGAACAGCUGCUUGCCAAGGAUGAGAGUAGCAGCGCUCAAGAGGAGAGAGAAAAGAGCCAAGAAAGGAAGAAUGGCAGGCAGCGGAGGUCUCGCUUCCACUCCCCUUCCUCCACUUGGUCCCCUAAGAGGGACUCAAAGCGAGAUUCAUCCAGACGCUCCAAUUCACGGUCCAGAGAGCAUGACAGCAGCCCACCAUCGAGCCGCUCUUCACGGCCUCGCAGCAGAGAGCGAGGCAGGGCCCGGGACAAUGAUAGAGAGCAUUCCAGGCGGGACCGUAGUCGUGAAAGGAGGAGAUGGCGAUCCAGAAGUCACUCCAGAUCGAGGUCCCGCUCCCGGUCAAGGUCUCGUUCCAGAACAAGGUCCUACAGAAGAGGACCCAGCCCUGAACAGCGUUCUUCCAGAGAGCAUUCUCCUCAGCGGAAGGAGCGUCGGGGUGGAUGGAGGUCUGGCCAGGGUAGUGGGUUUGGUGGCGAGGGACGAAGGUAUCAUGGAGGCGCUGGCCGCUUUGAAAAUGGUGAGCCUACUGAUAAUUCCCCUGACCGCCAGGGCUGGUCGGAGAAUCCAGACUGGGUCACAGAAAAGACUUCUGGAGAAUCUGAGGGCAGGAACAAAGACGUUAGCCUCAGUGGCAGCUCACGCUGGGAAGGUCAUCGCAACAGUGGUGGGAGCUUGGCAGAGCCAAGGGGUCAGGGCGGCCGUGGCAGGGGGGCAGGGCGGGGCGGGGGUACCCGUAGCUUCUACAACCAGCAGGAGGAAACAUCGGACAACCGCUGGCAGGCCAGAAACAACUUCUCAGGUACAAGCAACAAUUCAGGGAAUGACUCUUACAGCCGCUUUAAUGAAAACCGAGGUGGGGGGCGGAGGAAAGAGUCGGAGCAGGGCGACUCUAUGCUCGACCGGUCUGGGUGGUCCUCUGCGUCUAGCUGGGCCGUCAGGAGGACGCUGCCUGCCGAUGUUCAAGACUACUAUUCCAAGAGGGAGAGAGGAGGCCCAGGAGGCUGGAACCGACAGGAGGAGGAACAGCAGCCAGCAGCAGGAGAUCCCCCUAAAAGCGAGCCUCAGCCCCAGGCAGUCCCAGGAAAUGCUCCGGUUCCUGUCGUGAGCGUGAUCCCCCCUCACCCCCCUCAGCUAAACGUUCUUCCCCAUCACUACCCCAUGCAGGGCCCUCGAGGAGCCCUGCCAGUCACUUUGCAGCCGGCAGCCCCAUACGCCAUGCCUCCUCAGGUUCCUGUGCACCUUCACUCGGCUGUGCCACUGUUUCAGAUACCUGCUGUCGGUGCUCAGGGUCUGCCGCCCCCUCCCCCACCACCUCCACCCAUGCAGCAAGGCAGCCAGACAGUAGCAGGUCAGGCUGAAGGCCACACCACUCAGAUGGGAACGAACAUUGUGAGCUAUGGGAAACCCGGCCUUCCCACUCUUACCAAAGCUGGCAUUGCUGCAGUGACCCAGGGCCAGCCAGCACCAUGUCAGGCGCUUCCAUCCUCUACAACUCAACCUGGCCACAACAAGGCUCAGGCUGACAGCUCCAAAAAAGAAAAGAAACAACAGAUCCAAGAGAAAGCUAUAAAUGAAGUGAAAACAGCCAUCAAACCUUUUUACCAAAAGAAGGAAAUCACCAAGGAGGAGUACAAGGAAAUUGUGCGCAAAGCAGUAGAGAAGGUAUGUCACAGCAAAAGUGGUGAGGUGAACUCAAGCAAGGUGGCCAACCUGGUGAAGGCCUACGUGGACAAAUACAAACAUGCCCGCAAGAAAUGAACCCGCGCCCCGCUGUGGGCGGGGGGGCCAUACCCUCAUAGACCCAUUCAGCUGCUCAAGUGCAAUUUCCUCUCGCUGGACUCCAGCCUCCCCACAUGAAAAACGAUGGAGAGCUGACAUUUUUGUUUUUUUUUGAUAUCUCUACCUUUUUAUUGAAUAAUUUUUUUUCUAUAGAUUUUCAUAUUUUGUUAGAAAACGAAUGACACAAUCAGAAAUUGUAAUGCAAGAGCCCUUUAUUUUGCAUAGCUCAUGUGACUACUGUAAAGAGCGCAGGGUAGUGUUGAAUGGUCGAUAUUCAAGAUGUAAUGCUCAGUGAAUGAAACGUCGGCACACAGUGGAGUCUCUCCCAGAGUAUCGGCUUGUACCACGACUUUUCUCUUCGAUGGCGUCCUGAUUGCAUAGCUUAAUAAUUAAGUAUUGUCAAUGUUUUUUAAAUAUUAUAUUUCAGAUGAACGCCUAGUUUAAAGAAAAAAAACUGUGCAUUGCCUUUAUUAUUCUCUGUGGGCCCCAGUGAUGGGCUAGGAUCUGACAAGUCAAAUUGUAUUCAGGGCCCUGAUUGGUUGAGGAGACCCAGUGUGGGACGGCCAAUCAGCAGUGAGUGUGAAAUGUGAGGCGCAGAUCAGAUGAAAUAAAACCUCAUCGCCUGCUUGAAUGUGUAAUAAAUGUUAACGUGUGAACAUGAAUUGUGUAUAAAGCAUCCAGAGAGUAGUUAAAAUAAAUAGCUGCUUCCUGAA